UGAUACCACGGACAACAGAGUCAUCUUGAAGAACGAUCUGAUGGUUGUUGCUGCAGGACCGGCGACUCACUUCGUCCAAGCACCCGCUUGGGGUCUGAUUUUGUUUCUCCUGCACGCUCUUUACACUGCUGCCGGCACCUUCACUGGCUACCUGUCUGGUUGGGAUGCUAUCCUUGACGCUUUGAACCCUCUCGGAGGAGGAGGGUUCUACUUCAUGAUGGGCAGGUGGUCUUUCCUCCCUUACAUGGUGGUCAUGAACGCGAUUGGUCUCAACGUGGCCCUCUUCAUUUUUAACGUCUUCUUCCCCAUGUACCCCGCGGACGGUGCAAAACUGUUGGUUACAGGCCUCAUGUUCUGCUGUGGGGUGACUCCUCGCAAGGCAUCCAUGGUCCUGAUUUGUACCUCGGUGCCUUGUGGCUUGCUGAUGAUUGCCUAUGCCGUUUGGGGCCUCAUCACAAAUGGCGCUCGCGGUAUCAUGGGCGGCUUGAGCGGCUGGAUGGGCAUCAUGAGCCUCAUGGAGGCCCGUCGCAUCUGGAAGCUGCGCAAGGCGCGUCAGCUCAACACACAUCCUCUCUUUGAGGUGGCCAAGAGCUGGCGGAGAACCGAGCGGGACGCCUUUGGAGUGGUGCACCGCAUCAAUCACUCAGACUUCGAUGAUGAGCAGCCCUUGACCUCGGGCGGCUGGGGGAACUUCUGUGCCCUGCUGCGCCGAGACGAACUCUCGCAGCCGCUGACUCGUGGCCGCUCCAAGUGUUGCUGCUGCUGCUUCUUCAUGGGCGGCCCUACGGAAGCCGAAGAGGUAGAGGUGGUGCCACCGAGUCUCAACACUGCUCAGCAACAAAGUCUUCGAGCACAACGAGAUCAGUUUGUACAGAGGAUGGAGCAACGUACGCAAGACGCUCCAAAUGCAAGGUGAAAAC
Molecule: messenger RNA, 920 nt
Organism: Durusdinium trenchii
Lineage: Eukaryota; Dinophyceae; Suessiales; Symbiodiniaceae
Source: the annotation of a GenBank genome assembly